This is a messenger RNA of Lindgomyces ingoldianus, 2993 nucleotides long. RefSeq lists its product as uncharacterized. The record is from RefSeq and is a predicted model, not a curated record. The transcript has 4 exons. Gene Ontology annotation, cellular component: membrane; Golgi apparatus. Lineage: Eukaryota; Fungi; Ascomycota; Dothideomycetes; Pleosporales; Lindgomycetaceae. Gene Ontology annotation, biological process: protein localization to membrane; vacuolar transport. The coding region runs from base 435 to 2525 and encodes 696 amino acids.
UAAUUCAAUUCGCACUCAAAGCCCCCCAGCUUCGAAGGCAGGACGCGCUCUCCUUGCUCAUUUCACCCAUUGCAAAACCUCGCGCUCCUCUUCGUCAGCGCUAGAACAAAGGCCUUCUGUGCCAAUUACACUCGUUAUUCACUCACCCUCAGCCUAGCCUGUAUCGACUGCAUCGCAUCGCACCGCAGAGCUGUGCUACAGCGACCCUGAAGGCGCUCCUACCCUUUCCCUGCACCAUCGAAUUCCCCAGAUUCCCAGAAGCCACUCCAGCCCUUUCGUAUUCGGCACUCUAAUCUCAACGCCCAUUUUAUAUUCUCAAACCCCACCAGCCCGCUCCUGCUGGAUGUUGUGGGCUCUCCCGCGCAUACUGUUCCGGCUACCCGCCGCGCGUUCACGACUUGGGCUGCUUCGCUUGCGACAUCUCUUUCACCACAAUGCAUGCCGACGUGAGGAGAAGCACCAUUUUCUGCUCAUUGCUGGUCCUCAGUCAGGCCUUCUACAUUCCCGGCUUUUCGAUUAAAAGCUACCACGAUGGCGAAACCAUACCGCUCUUCGUGAACAAAGUCUACUCGGACAACAGCGAACUUCAAUAUGCUUACACCGAGCUGCCCUUUGUAUGCCCUCCGACGGGCCGUAUCCGCACAGGGCGCUUCACCAGCGGAGCGAGUCUGUCCCUCAACCUCGGAGAAGUCCUCCGUGGCGAUCGCAUCACCGUCUCGGAUUAUGAACUGGUCAUGGGAACGGAUGAGGAAGCUCGGUACCUGUGCAGCCACACGAUCGACAGAGCUGGGCUGAAAAGGACAAAGGAGCUGAUUCGGGGUGGCUAUGUGGCGGAGUGGAUCGUGGACAACCUACCCGGAGCUACAAGCUUUCAGACAACAGACAAGACCCGGAAAUACUAUGCGGCGGGUUUCAAGAUUGGCGAAGAGGUUGUAUCGUCUCCAGGUGCAGAACCGCGGUACUUCCUCAAUAAUCACGUGACACUUGUCAUUCGCUUCCACGAUGCGCCAGGGAAGGACGGAGCCCAAAAGAAAAAGGUGAUUGUUGGAUUCGAGGUCUUUCCAAAGAGUAUCGAAGCCGGCAAUCGCACCGAUGGCGGUCUUCCCGGAAACAUACAAACUGAGAAUCGCCUGGAGCUGAUCACAAAGUCCAACAGCACCGGGGAGAUCGAUGAAACGGAUGGGGCUACUCUGACCAUUCCGUACACGUACUCGGUGUACUUCCGACCAGAGCCCAAACUGGAAUGGCAAAACCGCUGGGAUAUGUAUUUUGUGGCUCAGGAUAACAGCUCCAACAUUCACUGGCUAGCGAUUGUCAACUCUUUGGUUAUUGCUGGACUACUCACAGCAGUCGUCGCUGUCAUCCUGGCACGCACGGUUCGUGGAGAUAUCAAAGUCUACAAGGAAGGCGGAUUGGAAGAUGGGAAAGCCAAGCCAAAACGGGUCCGGGGCGCCAAGUCGCCAAGGAAAAGUGUUGAGAAGAGCGGUCUCCUCGACCAGAUUGGAGAUGUAGAGGGAGAAGCCGAUAUAUCGUCCGAUGAAGAAUCGUUGGAUGACAUUACGGGCUGGAAGCUGAUUCAUGGUGACGUUUUCCGCGCUCCUUCGUAUGGAGGACUCCUUGCACCACUUGUCGGCUCCGGCACACAGCUCAUUUUCAUGGCUGCUGGGCUUCUGGUUCUGAGCUCCUUCGGUGUGCUCAAUCCAAGUUUCCGCGGUGGUUACGUCAGCGUGGGAACGGGGCUCUUCGUUGUUGCUGGCCUGUUCUCCGGUUACUUCUCUUCCCGGGUAUAUAAGACUUUCGGUGGGCAGUUGUGGCAAAAGAACGUUUUGGUUACUGCCACACUCAUUCCAGGACUGCUCUUUGCUACGGUCUUCAUCCUUAAUCUCUUCGUAUGGGCUCAAGCAUCCAGUACUGCAAUCCCGUUUGGUACGCUCGUUGGACUCGUUCUUCUGUGGCUUCUCAUUCAAGUGCCACUCGUCUACAUCGGUGGUAGAAUUGGAUAUGUCAUGGUUGAUGCCUGGAGCCACCCAAUCAAGGCGAACGCCAUCCCGCGCCAGAUUCCGUCCCAGUCAUGGUAUACGAAGAGUUUUCAGGCCAUCCUCGUUGCAGGCUUCAUCCCCUUUGCAGUCAUUUUCAUCGAGCUGAUGUUCGUCUUCAAGAGCUUGUGGCAAGACAAGAGCGGAUAUUACUACGUUUUUGGCUUCAUGUCCGUCGUCAGCGUCAUCCUAGUCGUCACAGUCAUCGAGGUUACGAUCGUCGCAACAUACGUACAACUCUGCACUGAGAACUACCACUGGUGGUGGCAAUCCUUCAUAGUUGGCGGCAGCAGCAGUGUCUGGAUCUUCGGCUACUUGGUUUGGUAUUAUUUCGCCAAACUCCACAUCACUGGCUUUGUGUCCAGCCUCCUGUUCUUCUGCUACGGAUUCCUGGCCUGUGCGGUCUAUGGGCUGUUGACGGGAACUAUUGGGUUUUUGUCCGCUUAUGCUUUUGUUAGGAGGAUUUAUAGCGCUAUCAAAGCCGAUUAAUCUCGAAUGAUCGAAUUUGGUCUCUGAUGUAACACGUUCAGAGUCUCAAAGUCUCCUGUUCCAUUCAGUAUAUUAUCUUUUGGGGAUGAUCGCAUCAAAGAACUCACUUCAUACGGCUCUCUGCAAACAUUCAAAAGUAAACUGGGGGCAUCUUAACGUAGUCUUUUUUUCGUAGGUUGCGUGCGCUUUUACAUUGCACUGGGAGUUGGGGGGGGGUUGUUUAGGCGUUGACUAACGCUUUUUGAUUCAACCUGGUCUAAAGCAUGACUGGGUUCACCUACGUGCGACUGUGAGGUGGUGGAUUAUGUAUAGAUUCCCUUGUUUUACACUGUCGGUCUUGCAUAUUGCAUUUUAGAUGGAUGUAUAUAAUGUGGAUUAUGAGUCGAUGGGUGAGGCAACUACAUGGUGCCUGAGGUGGAGAGAGACGAGAUGAGAGAGAAUGAGGAAUGAAGCAUGAACUCUCAAUUG